AUGGCUGUUCUGUCCGAUAUAGAGACGAACUUGUUCAAGCCUCGAUGUUGUUUUGAAUUUCAGGAGGAGAUGCCGGCUGCAGAUCUGGUUUCUGAAGCCGUGGAAGAGAACCAGGUUCAGUCGCAGCAGCAGCAGCAGCAGCCAGAGACACAGACAAAGACACAGCCACCACUGGUACAGCCACAGCCACAGCCACUGUCACAGCCACCACUGUCACAGUCACAGCCACAGCCACUGUCACAGCCACAGCUACCACUGUCACAGCCACAAUCACCACUGUCACAGCCACAGCCACCCCUGUCACAGCCACAGCCACUGCUACUGUCACAGCCACCACUGUCACAGCCACAGCCACCCCUGUCACAGCCACAGCCACCACUGUCACAGCCACAGCCACCACUGUCACAGCCACAGCCACAGCCACCACUGUCACAACCACAGCCACCACUGGCACAGCCACAGCCACCACUGUCACAGCCACAGCCACAGCCACAGCCACCACUAUCACAACCACAGCCACUGUCACAGCCGCAGCCACAGAUUCAAACACAACCCCAGCCACCACAACAGCAGCCACAAAUGCAGAUAAAAUCACAUCCAUUGUCACAGCCACCGCAACAGCAACUGCCACAACCACAACCACAACCACAGCAACAGCAACAGAGAGGGCGCGAAAGUCAAGAGAUGCAGAAGAGAAGCAGUAAAUGUGACAAGAAAAAGAGCGUGGGAUUAAAUGAGAAUAGUGAACUGAAUCUAGAGCGAGGGAAGUUUUCUCUCAUUUAA
Priapulus caudatus is the source of this 783-nucleotide messenger RNA. RefSeq names its product probable serine/threonine-protein kinase samkC. The record is from RefSeq and is a predicted model, not a curated record. NCBI's taxonomy places the organism in Eukaryota, Metazoa, Priapulida, Priapulimorpha, Priapulimorphida, Priapulidae. The transcript is spliced from 3 exons. The coding region runs from base 1 to 783 and encodes 260 amino acids.